AUGGCAAUCAGGUCACAUUCGCCAUCUCCGAAUUAUACUUGUGUUGUCAUAUCAUUUAUAGGUUUAGCUGUGUCGCUCUACGCUCUAUACGUAGAACAUAAUUUAGAUAAUGACAGCAGUUAUCGGCCAUUGUGUGAUAUAGCUUAUUAUGUUAGCUGCUCGAAAGCUUUUCAAUCACCAUUUGCCAAUGACCUCGGAGUUGCAUCAUCUAUUCUUGGAGCUGACCAUAUAUUAACACGGGCAUAUUGGACUAAAGUGACAUUGAACCGAAAGACAUACGGAGCAGACCCAUCCAACACUUACUGGAGCACCGUGGCAAUGGCAGCUAGCUCGAUAAUCUAUUGA
Messenger RNA from Brugia malayi, 345 nucleotides. RefSeq lists its product as uncharacterized. The transcript is spliced from 2 exons. Gene Ontology annotation, biological process: peptidyl-glutamic acid carboxylation; vitamin K metabolic process. The record is from RefSeq and is a predicted model, not a curated record. The coding region runs from base 1 to 345 and encodes 114 amino acids. NCBI's taxonomy places the organism in Eukaryota, Metazoa, Nematoda, Chromadorea, Rhabditida, Onchocercidae. Gene Ontology annotation, molecular function: vitamin-K-epoxide reductase (warfarin-sensitive) activity.